AUGUCAAAAGAUUCCAAAGAAAAUCCUCCCGUUACCCAAAUUAUUACUCUCCCCUUCCCUCCAAUUAUCACCGCGCAAGAUGUUCUUGACAGAAGAUCGUCUGCAAGAGCUUUGACGAAAAGUCCAAAUGCCUUCUUCGUCUAUAGGAAAGCCUUUGUCUAUUAUUUGCAAAUUUGUAAUUACAAUCUUAAAAUGCGUGAUGUGUCUUCAAUGGCGGGAUUAUCUUGGAAAGCGGCCUCAAAUGAAGUUAAGGACGCUUACAAAAAAAUUUCCCGUGAAGUUGAAAAACAUUUGGCUGCACAACGCAAGAAGAAGGUAGAAGAACCAAGCAAAAAUCAAGAAAGUCUUAGCCAAAGGCCAGUUCUUUUAGAGACCCCCUAUCAAGUUCAUAGUUCUUCAACUCCUUACUUGCCGCAACAACCCCCACCUUUGUCGGAAGAAGCCUGGAUUACCAUUUCCAACCAUAAUCAGCAUUUUCAACCAAGACAAGAAAUCAAUUAUGACUUUUCACCUCAAUAUAACGAUUUGUCUCAACUCGCCGAUUAUUUUGAUAUCGAUAAUUUUGUCUUUUUGACCUCGGAACAACAGUUUACUCCAAGGUUUUAA
Molecule: messenger RNA, 606 nt
Organism: Funneliformis geosporum
Lineage: Eukaryota; Fungi; Glomeromycota; Glomeromycetes; Glomerales; Glomeraceae
Source: the annotation of a GenBank genome assembly